This is a messenger RNA of Zingiber officinale, 1023 nucleotides long. RefSeq lists its product as uncharacterized. Lineage: Eukaryota; Viridiplantae; Streptophyta; Magnoliopsida; Zingiberales; Zingiberaceae. The record is from RefSeq and is a predicted model, not a curated record. The transcript is spliced from 8 exons. The coding region runs from base 1 to 1023 and encodes 340 amino acids.
AUGGAAAGUGGAACGAGUAAAAGUAAGGUGAAGCGUCAUGUGGGUAAAUAUGAGCUUGGACGCACAAUUGGGGAAGGGACAUUUGCAAAAGUUAGGUUUGCAAAGAACAUUGAAACCGGGGAACCUGUUGCUAUCAAUAUCCUUGACAAAGAGAAGGUGCUGAACAAUGAUAAUACUAAAUACAAAGUCAUUGCUCUGAGCGUAUUCAGCGACUGUAUUAUCACUCCUUUAACCAAUGAACGUUCUGUUUGCCUUUCUUGUCAAAACCCUUUUCGAUACGAAGACACUAGGCAUGCUUUUCACGUAGAAAGGAUGGUGAGCCUUUUUCAAGAGAUGGAUGUUGCUAUUGGCAGCAUUAUUCAACAUAGACCAUCACCUAAAAAUGUGCUUAUUAUGCAAAAUUCUCAACUUAGGAUGAAACGUCUUAGUGAUAAACCACAAGGAGUACAUAAUGUACAAGAUAAAUCAUGCCAUUCACCCCUCUCCAAAAAAGUUUCACUUGUAGGAGAUGAACCAUCAGAAGUACAUAAUGGACAAGAUAAACCAAGCCAUUCGUGCCUCUCUAAAAAAGUUUCACUUGCAAGAGAUGAACUGGCAGGAGUACAUAAUGCACAAGAUAAACCAAGCCAUUCACUCCUCUCUAAACUUGCAGGAGAUAAACCAAGCCAUUCACUCCUCUCUGAAACUGUGCCUGGUGAUAAACCAAGUCAUUCAUGCCUCACUAUGCAAGCACAUCUUCAUCCAUUUAUCACUUGCAGGUUGUUGUAUCGACAUCCAGAGCAUAGGAAAUCAAUACUUCCAUUUGCUUCCAUUUGCUCAAUGUCUCCUAGACGCCAGAUUACCCCGCCCCCAUCGCCGCCGUUGAAUGCCAACGAGCAAGUGUUAGCUGGCCUAGCUCAUUUACUACGUCAGAAUGUCAGCACCUCUCAGGUGGCGAGGACUGAGAUGUCGUACGAGAAAUUUCGUAAGAUGGGACCCUCGAAGUUCACGGGUUCCACUGAUCCAUUCAUUGCUGAUGGAUGA